Molecule: messenger RNA, 833 nt
Organism: Baudoinia panamericana UAMH 10762
Lineage: Eukaryota; Fungi; Ascomycota; Dothideomycetes; Mycosphaerellales; Teratosphaeriaceae
Exons: 1
Coding region: 481-822 (113 amino acids)
Source: RefSeq, a predicted model, not a curated record
ACUCGUAUCUUGAAACUGAGAUAAAUGCAUUGCGUAUGCAACUCGCUGUGCAUCGAUACAUGUAUUAACAGGAUCUUGAUCAGAAAUAACCCAACGCAGCGGCGUACUGCUCUCCGAGCACUGUCCACAUCUGGGCCUACCAAGAGUACGGUGAGCAGUGACAGCAGGCGCGCCUGGCUGUCCAAGUGAGCGUUAAGGAUCGACUUUAGCAUCUUCCGAUGAGCUCGGCCGAUGGUUUAGAUGGGGUCCUGUGCGGCUGUGCCUGUGCUCCGCCCCCUUAGGCUGGGUCGGUGCCUGUAGGCUCUGCUGGUUUGUUACGCAAAGCCAGAGACGCAAGGAUCUCUGCACUGCAUGCACCCUUCGUCAUUGUGACUGCUGCCACACAUUUGUGCGUGCUACACGAUUCAACGACCGGCCAUCCAAGGCUCGUGCAACGGGCACUGGUUGUGACCUGGAGAUUAUUCGAAACUUUCAAUUGAAAUGAGUCUAUUUGUUCUAAGAUGCUGCUGUAGCGAGAAAGCAAGGGUACCGGGCUCGGAGUGGCCGGUUAGUGCUUCAUUCAAAGUAGAAGGACACGCCUUGAACAGGGAAAGCCUUAUUACAGCUGUCUCGAAUAGCAAUUCGUGCAGCGAAUGUAGCAUGGAGACGGUAGGGUAUUCUGUCAUGCUCGUUUCUGCGGCUAGACAAGGCAAGUCUACCGUAUGCUUCACCGAGUCUCAUUUUUUCCUCCCUGCCGAAGAUCAUUGUUCCGCUCCUGUCUCAAUCUCCACCAAGGUAGGGCUGCAAAGCAGUAAGAUAGCGCAAUACCCCUGUUUUGCGUGAUCUGCCAACGC